GACGGGAAACGUCUGUCUACUCGGAACUCAACUGGAAGCUGGUGCUUCGGGCGGUGAGUUGCAGUGUACGUUCAGAUUCUCUGUCUUCACCACCCAAUUCCAGCUAAGGUAUCAAGUCUAAGUAUACCUUAGCUAAGUAGCUGCAAGUGUUGUUUCCAAGGGAAGAGGAAGGCGGGGCAGCGAUGGAAGUUGUUGCUCCCAAGCCCUUCGAGCCCGGUAACUACCCCCGCUAUGACGCAGUGCAAAGCGACUCCGAGGGUCUCGGUCCUGCACCUGCGAGGUCGCCGCAACAAACACCACUCUAUACCACAGUAAUGAGUCAGCCCACCGCAUGCGGAAUCAGCAAGGCCGCAACUUUGAAUCGAGGAGUUGGUUGACGGCAGCUUCAAUCAGGACAAGGCCUUGCUGACCCCCGCGGUUCCUGCAAACCCAUCAAUUAUUCUUCUAAGAGGCUGUCGAAAGACGUUGACGAUAUCCUUUGAGAAAGAGGGCGACAAUGGCAGACUCAAACCCCUCGAAGCAAGUCUCGUUUGAAGAGCCCCCAUCGUCAGCGAGCGACGAGGACCGGAAUCCGGUCGAGGUCGUCUUCGAUUCAUCCAAUCCCUACCGCCGGAAGAGCUCCCUCGUUACCAACGACGUGGUGCUCCCUGAUUUGCACCGAGCACCCCCGCCGCUCCAUAGCAAGACAGAAUGCCUUGUCCACCAGUUCCUGGCCAGCCAGAAAAAGGAGAAACAUGCCCUCGCGACCAACCAUCGCACCCGUGACCAUCCCGGUAUCAGCCAUGUCCACCACCGCCACGCCGGGAUAGCAAGCUGCGAAGCAGAGGACGUCUCGUCCGAGAACGGCCUGGACCGCCCUCUCGAUCCUAAGGGCAAGCACGGCCACGGCGCCCAAGCUCAGUCCAAGCCGGAGACUGCUCGACGGGGCAGCAAAGGCCACGAGGAGGGACAGGAACAGGUAGAGCACGACGAACUCGCUCACCCGAGCGCCACCUUUCUCCGCCACCCUCGCACCGCGACCUCCGCCAAGAAACAAGCACAGCCCCAACAACAGCAACCCGAAGCAGGAACGGACGAUGAAGCCGCCGACAGCAGCGCAAGCAGCACAACUACCGACGGCGGACAGUCCGACGAGAAGCAAUGGCGGCGCGAGAUGGUCGCUGACGGCACGGUGCCGCGCACGCCGUCGCAGCUCGACCGGCACUUCGCGUCUUCUGACACGCUCAACUCGCGCCUGCUCACCAAGAAGCAGCUGAGCGAAAUGGCCUGGGGCGUGCGCGAACUGAGCCGCCGGCUGGGUAGCAUGCGGCUCAAGUUCCGGGUCAAGAGCAUCAUGUUGCUGACCAAGAUCUAUGAUACUGAGCUGAUCGCCAAGACGAGGGAGCUGUGCCGCUGGCUGCUGGAUCGGGAGAGGGAGGUGAGGUAUACCGUGUAUGUGGACAAGGAGUUCCGCGAGAAUAAGAAGUUUGAUGUGGCAGGGCUGGUGGAGGAGGUCAGGAGGGAUUAUGUCGCGUCGGGUGAGGUCACCGAGGAGGCAAGCUGGGACGUGGGGAAGCGGUUGAGGUAUUGGGAUGAGGAGCUGUGCAAAACGCGGCCGCAUACGUUCGACUUUGUGAUUACCCUCGGCGGGGACGGUACGGUGCUGUAUGCCAGCUGGCUGUUCCAGCGGAUUGUGCCGCCUGUGCUGAGCUUUGCGCUGGGCAGUCUGGGGUUUCUGACAAAGUUCGAUUUUGAGGACUAUCGAAAGACGUUGACGAGCGCGUUUAACGCGGGGGUGACGGUUAGUUUGAGGUUGAGGUUUGAGGCGACGAUAAUGCGCAGCCGGAAGACGGGGUCGAGGCUGACGGAGGACGGCGAGCACGCGGAGCAUAGCCCAGACGGUGACGGUUCGAGGCCGCCGAGAGAUCUGGUUGAGGAGCUGAUAGGCGAGGAGAAGGACGACGAGCAUACCCAUCGACCAGACGGAACGUACGAGGUGCUGAACGAAGUCGUGGUGGACCGCGGCCCGAACCCAACAAUGUCCAACAUCGAAAUCUUCGGCGACGACGAGCACUUCACGUCUGUCUCCGCCGACGGCAUCUGCGUCGGCACACCCACCGGUUCGACCGCCUACAAUCUCGCAGCCGGCGGUUCGCUGUGCCACCCCGAAAACCCAGUCAUGCUCGUGACCGCCAUCUGCGCGCACACCCUUUCCUUCCGCCCCGUCAUCCUACCGGACACCAUCGUCCUGCGCAUCGGCGUGCCCUACGACGCGCGCACCAGCUCGUGGGCCAGCUUCGACGGCCGCGAGCGCGUCGAGCUCACCCCGGGCGACUACGUCACCGUCAGCGCGAGCAGGUACCCCUUUGCCUGCGUGCAGCCGCAUGGUAGGCGGAGUGAGGAUUGGAUCAAUAGUAUCAGCGCGAAGCUCGGGUGGAAUACGAGGCAGCGCCAGAAGCCUCUCAAGGAGUGGGAUAAUAAGUAGGACUUACCCAUCCAACAGGCCUGUGAGGUGUCGCUGCGUGGUGGUGGUGAGGAGGGGCAACGACCCGAGAGAAUUGCUUCAUCAGCCGGGAACCAUAAUGAUGCAUUAUCGGUCUGUGGGCGUCAGGUAGACAUGGGGGCGUUGACGGAAAUGUUGGGCGCUCUUGGCUUGGGGACUGGAGCGAGCGAGUAGACAGGUGCUGGUCCUGGGUGGCACAGCACACCGU
Messenger RNA from Parathielavia appendiculata, 2690 nucleotides. RefSeq names its product ATP-NAD kinase. NCBI's taxonomy places the organism in Eukaryota, Fungi, Ascomycota, Sordariomycetes, Sordariales, Chaetomiaceae. Gene Ontology annotation, molecular function: NAD+ kinase activity. Gene Ontology annotation, biological process: NADP+ biosynthetic process; NAD+ metabolic process. The transcript has 3 exons. The coding region runs from base 497 to 2464 and encodes 655 amino acids. The record is from RefSeq and is a predicted model, not a curated record.